AUGUUUUUGACCGCUCGAUUUCUUAAGCAAAGUAUCACUAAGCAACAGUUUAUAAACCGUCGAAUUAUUGGUAAGACUUUCUUUACUACCUCCUCCAACAAGUUCCAAAGGCUUGUCACUACUCAAGAGGAUGACGAUUGCCUUCAUGUCAAAUGGAGCAAUGAGAACUCGGGUACCAGUACAUACAGUUACCUCUGGCUCAGAGACAACUGCCAAUGCCCUCGUUGUCUUCAUCCUUCCAGCAGUCAAAAACUGCAUUCUUCCGCUGAUAUCCCGCUCGAUAUUAAACCUACUACUGUCAAAAUUAUCGGAGAGGAAGCAGAAAUUACUUGGGAUGCUCCCCUUCGCCAUGAGAAAGAGAUGGAAGCUCAUGUGAGUCGUUUCCCCCUUGAUUUCUUGCGUAGAUAUCAAUCCAGUGAAGCAAGCGAGAAGUUUAGAUUUAACCAUCUAGUUCCCAAAACUUGGAGUAGCGACGAAUACAAGCUGGAAUGGGUGUCCUAUGAUGAUUAUAUGAAAACGGAUGAGGGUCUGCAUACAGUGGUUCAAAGACUGUACAACAAAGGGUUAGUCUUUUUAAAGGAUGUUCCUUUGACAGAUGAAGCAUGUACUCAGGUAGCCGAAAGAAUUGGACCCAUUCAAGAAACUUUCUAUGGCCGUGAUUUUGAUGUAAAAAACAUCGCUAAAUCAAUCAACAUCGCAUACACUAGUUUAUAUUUGGGUUUCCACAUGGAUCUUAUGUAUUUGGAUAGUCCUCCUGGAAUUCAACUUUUACAAAGCUUACAGAAUAGCGUGACAGGUGGCGCAAGUAUUUUUGUAGAUUCCUUCCGUGCUGUUGAAUUAUUAAAAGAAAAGUAUCCAGAGGAUUAUGAAAUUUUAGCAACAACACCCGUUACAUUCCAUUAUUUAAACAAUGGCCAUCACAUGUACUACAAGAGGCCUACAAUCGUCACAGGGGAGCCACAAAGCGGACCGGCUUGGGAAAGUCAUGUGAACUAUGCUCCUCAGUUCCAAGGUCCAAUGGAUGAUUUGUCUCCCAAGGAAGCAAAACGAUUCUAUAGCGCCUUCCAAAAGUUUGCAGAUUUCGUUGAGGAUGACUCACUUCGUUAUCAAUUGACACUUCAACCAGGCCAACUUGUUAUGUUCGCCAACAGACGGGUAUUACAUGGUCGUACCUCAUUUGACCCCACCAGUGGUGAUAGACAUCUGAAGGGAACCUACCUAAAUUUGGAUUCUCUCAAGGACAAGUUACGUGUAUUGAAUCAACAAUACGGAUAUGAUUCAUCUGUUUAA
Messenger RNA from Mucor mucedo, 1290 nucleotides. RefSeq lists its product as uncharacterized. The transcript has 2 exons. Gene Ontology annotation, molecular function: oxidoreductase activity. The record is from RefSeq and is a predicted model, not a curated record. Gene Ontology annotation, biological process: carnitine biosynthetic process. The coding region runs from base 1 to 1290 and encodes 429 amino acids. Gene Ontology annotation, cellular component: mitochondrion. Lineage: Eukaryota; Fungi; Mucoromycota; Mucoromycetes; Mucorales; Mucoraceae.